AUGGGGGAGUCCAUCAGGGAGGGGGGGACAGAGGUGAUGGGGGACUCCAUCAGGGAGGGGGGUACAGAGGUGAUGGGGGAGUCCAUCAGGGAGGGGGGGACAGAGGUUAUGGGGGAGUCCAUCAGGGAGGGGGUGACAGAGGUGAUGGGGGAGUCCAUCAUGGAGGGGGGGACAGAGGUGAUGGGGGAGUCCAUCAGGGAGGGGGGAACAGAGGUUAUGGGGGAGUCCAUCAGGGAGGGGGGGACAGAGGUUAUGGGGGAGUCCAUCAGGGAGGGGGUGACAGAGGUGAUGGGGGAGUCCAUCAUGGAGGGGGGGACAGAGGUGAUGGGGGAGUCCAUCAGGGAGGGGGGAACAGAGUGGCGUGGGUUUGGCUCGUGCUCCUCCUGGUCCCGCGGUUUUGCAUGGUGUCCAGAGGAUUUGCAUGGAGCCUGCGGUUGA
Messenger RNA from Knipowitschia caucasica, 438 nucleotides. NCBI's taxonomy places the organism in Eukaryota, Metazoa, Chordata, Actinopteri, Gobiiformes, Gobiidae. The record is from the annotation of a GenBank genome assembly.